CAGGCCAAAGCAGCUCCCAGCUUUGGUCCGGCCAGAGGUGAAGCCCCUGUCCGAGAAGGGCCUCAAAGAGCAGCUGCGAGAGGCCUCACGGAAGCUGCGAAAGAGACCCUGGCAGCCACGCGACUCGCGGCCCAGAUUGGAGGCGGCCAACGUGAAGAUUACCAGUCCCAGGGAGUUCAAUCCGGUGCUUGUGCUCAAUGAGCCCUUUCCACAUCCCUGGGACAGAGGAAGGGUGGACGCACCGCGGCGGCGAUAUCCCUUAUGGGGCCUGGGCAGGUAUGCACAUGCAGAGUUGCAGGAGAAGCCGCCGUGGAAGGACCCCAGGCCACCCCAAGCCUUGGGUUGGCCAGAGCGGAUGAGGCGGAAGCGGUGAGAGAUGGCUCAGACCCGAUGGACCCGGUGGACGCAGAUUGAAAGCCAACGGUCCCAACGUUGGACCUGUCAUAGAACUGCUUGUCAUAGACCUGUCAUGCGAGAUCUAGUA
Messenger RNA from Durusdinium trenchii, 484 nucleotides. The record is from the annotation of a GenBank genome assembly. NCBI's taxonomy places the organism in Eukaryota, Dinophyceae, Suessiales, Symbiodiniaceae.